Mytilinidion resinicola is the source of this 1797-nucleotide messenger RNA. Its product is annotated as monooxygenase. The record is from RefSeq and is a predicted model, not a curated record. NCBI's taxonomy places the organism in Eukaryota, Fungi, Ascomycota, Dothideomycetes, Mytilinidiales, Mytilinidiaceae. The transcript has 4 exons. The coding region runs from base 1 to 1533 and encodes 510 amino acids.
AUGUCCUCACCUCCCGAGCAUAGGUUUUGCAUCAUAACCGGCACCGGCUUCGCUGGUAUUAUCGCCGCCUGCACCUUCCUCCGCACGCGCACCCUCUCUUACUCAGACUUUCUCCUCAUCGACCGAAACACGAAUUACGGCGGUGUGUGGUGGUCGAACACGUACCCAGGAGCAGCGUGCGACAUCCAUAGUCAGAUUUACAGUAUCUCUUGGGCGCCGAGUCCUUUUUGGGAGCGCUACUUUGGCUCCCGUAAUGAGAUCCAAGCAUACCUUGAAGGCGUAGCGCGGCGGUACCAACUAGAGCGAUCGACGCGAUUCGGAGUCGAGAUCGAAGAGGCGCGUUGGGAUGAGGAUGAGCUUCUGUGGGUUGUAGAUACUCGAGAUGUUGCUACUGGGACGAAGAAGCGGCGGACGUGUAAUCUACUCAUCUCCACAGCCGGCCAAUUCCAAACCCCCAAACGCCUUUCUCUCCCCUUUUCCACGCUAUCCCCUACCUCCGAUUCUCCCUCACACCCACUCUUCCACCAAUGGCACACCUCCUCCUGGCCCUCCCACGCCACCGCCACCCUUACCAACGCCCGCGUCGCCAUCAUCGGCACGGGCCCCUCCGCGGCCCAACUCAUACCCAAAAUCUAUCCCCUCGUGAAAUCACUAGUAAUCUACCAGCGCUCACCUUCCUUUUGCGUCCCACGCAACGAUUUCAAAAUGAGCGAGUGGAGGAAGUGGGUAUUCGCUCGGGUACCGGGGGUGUUAAGAGGGUGGAGGGGGUGGUUGGGGUUUAUCGGCGGCAUCGUCAGCCGCCGCAUCUUCGACCCCACAUCCCGCCUCCACAAAGCCGCCAUCAGCAUCGCGAACACCCAUCUAGACAACCAAGUCCACGACCCGGUUACGCGCGAGAAACUGCGCCCGCACGACCCGUUUGGGUGCAAGCGCCCCCUCAUUCUCGACGACUACUACCCCGUGUUCAACGAACCGAACGUCACGCUUGUCACCGACCCGGUAGUCCGCCUGGGUUCCCAUGGCAUCGUGUCCCGAAGAAAAGAAGACGGGGAGGAAGAGGAGCGCGAAAUCGACGUGCUGAUCUGGGGCACCGGCUACACGCCUAACCUCCCUGGCUCUGCGUUCCCCUGCUACGGCGUCGGUUCGCGAUUGCUCGCGGAGUCGUACCAGCCUGAGGGGUAUUCGCUCUACGGCGUGGGGGCGGCAGGGUUUCCGAAUUUCUUGAACUUUUUGGGGCCGAAUAGCAUUAAUUUUGAGCGGUCGAUGAUAGAGCUGCUGGAGAAGCAGGCGGAGUAUUUUGUCCAAGUAGCUGCGUGGCUGAAAGGGCGGACUAGACGUGGCGACAGAGUCGCGGUAAUGCCGCGAGAGGAGGUCGCGAAGGCGUGGACGGAGAGCUUGAGGGAGGGGCAGCGGAAGCAUCCAGCGGCUGGAGAGACGUGUCAGAGUUACUAUAAGUUGCCCUCCGGCGCCAUUUACUACUACCCGUACCGCAUGUCUACCUACUAUCGCCUAAUCCGCCGUCCGGAUUUCUAGAAAGACUGGAAAGUGUUUUCUAAUAACAAAGACCUCGACGUGGAGCUGAAGUCCAAGAAACUGAGCGAAACCAAGGACAUAGAAUUGGGGUUGAAGAUAGAGGUUCUACCCAUAGAAAUCCGGAGCUUGAAGAAAACGAUGCUGAUCCCCAGGGGCAUGGCGAUGUUCAGAAUAGUCGCUGAGACCUGGGGUGUAGAUAGUUACUGGUAGAAAAUCGAUAAGCUUGGGUUAGUACUAGUGACUAAUGGGAGAAAUGGGAUGCUG